UAAGAGUUCGUCCCCUCUUCCAUAGGUUUUGUUCAUAGCCCUCUGCAGAGGUUUUUCGAAUCAAUUCGUACAGGAAAAAGCAAAUUAUAAACAAAAAAUGACUUCUCUGGGGACUUCGAAGGAAAUUUUGGAGAUUGCAAAGUUCGCAGUUUACGUGAGUGUCCCAAUUGGCCUCAUGUAUUUCUUUGCCAAUAACACCGGGAAUCUGCAGAAAGUCAUCAACAAUCGUCAGUAUGUUGUAUACCCACCUGAAGCACCACGGCCUCCGUCACCCGAGGAAAUGAGGGAGAUGGCAAGGGAAUUAGCUCGCAAGAGAGAGAGACAGUAAUUUUAUCAUUGGGUCAUAAGUAACGCAUGUAGCUUUGAGAUGUAAUUGCUGUGGCCUUGAAAAACUUGAAAGUGCAUGUUUUGUACUUAGUAAUAGAAGUAGAUAGGACUAAAUAGUAUAAUCAAUAAAUUUUAGCUUAGUUUCUUUCUUACUGUCCAUUACUAUCCAAUCACCUCUACUAAACAUUCCAGAAGUGUACAGUGACAACCAUGUUAUCUGUACAUCUUUUUUGUGAGUAAUGAUAUAAUGUUAUGUUUCUUUUA
Molecule: messenger RNA, 591 nt
Organism: Olea europaea var. sylvestris
Lineage: Eukaryota; Viridiplantae; Streptophyta; Magnoliopsida; Lamiales; Oleaceae
Exons: 2
Coding region: 98-328 (76 amino acids)
Biological process (GO): mitochondrial respiratory chain complex IV assembly
Cellular component (GO): mitochondrion
Source: RefSeq, a predicted model, not a curated record